GUACACAGCGAUUGAAUAUUACAUCUGCUGGAGUGGUGAGCUCUGUAAUCGAACGUUAUUUCAUUCGUGGAUUGAUAUUACAAGUCGCUGAGACUCGGAACGUCGAAUUGAUUCAGAAACUGUACAACAAAAGCACCAAAAUGCCUGUGGAUUUGUACUAUUUACCGCCAAGUAUUCCCUGCCGAGCUGUCAUGAUGCUCGCUAAAGCCUUGGGCAUUCAUUUGAACUUGAAGGUAGUCAAUAUCCUGGAAGGCGAGCACUUGAAGCCGGAAUUUCUCAAGAUUAAUCCGCAACACACGAUACCGACGAUCAACGAUAACGGACUCAUACUUUGGGAAAGUCGAGUCAUCAUGGGUUACUUUGUGGAAAAGUAUGCAAAGAACGAUUCGUUGUAUCCGAAGGAUCCGCAACGCAGAGGCAACGUUGACCAGAAACUUUACUUCGACCUCGGUACGCUGAACCAAAACCUUCUGAAGACUUACUUUCCAAUUAUCCUUGGCCAAGCUGAAAGUGUCGACGAUAAGAAUUUGGAAGCUCUGGAAAAGGCGUUCGAAGUACUUGACACGUUUUUAGAGAUGAGCAGAUUCGUGGCCGGAGAUCAGUUGACCAUCGCCGACUUCAGCAUCGUCGCCACAGUCAGUACAGCUGACGCAUUCGGCUUCGACAUUGGCCGAUUCGACAACGUCGCCAACUGGUACAGACUGUGCCAAAAAGCUCUGGCCAACUUUGGGUACGAAGAGAUAAACGCCAACGGAGCCAAAAUGUUGGGGGAUAUGCUGAAAAAACGCAAAGCUGAAAUGACGAUCGAUCUGUACUACGUACCGGGAAGCGCGCCUUGCCGUGCUGUUCUACUAACUGCCGCUGCUGUUGGUGUCGAAUUGAAUAAAAAAAUGACCGAUCUGAUGAAAGGCGAACAUCUGAAGCCCGAGUUUUUGAAGAUGAAUCCCCAGCACACAAUACCGACCUUGGACGACGACGGUUUUUACCUCUGGGAAAGUCGCGCCAUCAUGGGAUACUUGGUUGACAAAUAUGCGAAGAACGAUUCUUUGUUCCCGAAGGACCCUAAAUCUCGGGCGCUUAUCAACCAGAGACUUUACUUCGACCACGGAACUCUCUACAACGCAUUCGCUGAAUACUUCUAUCCAACGAUAUUCGGCAACGCGCCUGCCGAUCCGGUCAAGCGGGAGAAGAUCGAUCAGGCACUUGAAUUUCUGGACAAGUUCCUCGAAGGGCAGAAAUACGCCGCUGGCAAGACCCUCACGAUCGCUGAUCUCGCUCUGGCAGUGACCGUAUCCAAUUUCGAGGUGAUGAACCUCGAUCUGAGCAAGUUCAAGAACGUCGUACGUUGGCUUGCCACUAUCAAGUCCGAAGCUCCGAAAUACGAGGAGACGAACGGAGCUGGAGCCAAAGCCUUCAAGGAGCUAGUCGACAGUUUGAAGAAGUAGAUUUAGCCAUAUCGAUUAUUAUUUUUUUUUUAUCAUCACUGUACGUUGCUUAUAUAUAAAAGAUCGUGCGAGUGCACGUAAACGGUAUUACCUAGAGUAGAACCGAUUCGAGACUUCUCGUAGAGUUAUAGUUUAUUUUCUCCUCUUUUAUUAGUUGAUCAAAGGCUGUAAACCAUUCGCACAAAUAUAUAACUUUGUUACACAUUUCGUGAGGAA
Neodiprion fabricii is the source of this 1661-nucleotide messenger RNA. RefSeq lists its product as uncharacterized. Bases 141 to 1445 code for a protein of 434 amino acids. The record is from RefSeq and is a predicted model, not a curated record. Lineage: Eukaryota; Metazoa; Arthropoda; Insecta; Hymenoptera; Diprionidae. Gene Ontology annotation, biological process: glutathione metabolic process. The transcript has 11 exons. Gene Ontology annotation, molecular function: glutathione transferase activity.